AUGGCGGCGGGUCGAGGGGAGUUCUUCCGGAGUCUGUGGACGGGUCUGGAGAGACAGUGUCCUCCAGGAGGACCAGGACCACCGCCGGGUCGCGGCCGUGGGAAGCACGGGCCGGAGAGAGGGGCUGCGGGCAGGAGCCCGCCGAGAGCCGCGUGGAGCAGCGCCCCCUGGAGCUUCGGAAGAGAAAGAGAAGAGAGAAACUGGAUCGAGACGAAACCGCCUCAGUGCAGAGAGGUGUACCUGGACACGCUGCCUACGGAGAUCCUGCUGAAGGUUCUCUCCUUCCUGGACGCCUCCUCCAUGUUCUGCAUCAGUCAUGUCUGCCAACUCUUCCGCCGGCUCGCCAACGAGGAUGGCCUGUGGAAGAGGAUUUACACCUCAGAGUUUGGGACUCAGACGUGGAGGCCGAAGUCGGCGCAUGAUGCAGGGAUGAAGGCGUGUCGGGUGGAGGAGGUGGAGGAGCAGCCCCUGGGACACUGGAAGAAGAUGUACUUCAGGACACUGGCUGGACGAGGGCUGAAUAAGUGGAAGAGAGAGCUGAGGGACAUCAGGCCGCACACGGGGCUGCCCCGGCAGACAGAGCUGGUCCUCAGGACCCUGAACGUGAGCUGGGAGCUGACGCUGUGCGACUGCUGGGGGGGGGAGGUCACGCUGCGGGAGAACCAGGUGCACUUCCUCCAGUCCUCGCUGGUCGUGCGCUGGAGCGAGGGCGUCUUCCCCAGCUACCAUCACAUCAGCAGCAUCCGGGUCCACGGCGUCAGGAGGGAGACGCAGAUGAUCCCCAGAGUCAGGCCCAGCUGGAGGUCUCAGAUUUUAAAGCUGGACAUGAAGACUGAGUCUCAUAGCUUCAUCGGCGGAGACAAACUCAUCAAGCUCAUACAUGUGUCGCCGUGCGUCAUCAUCGGCAGGUGGAGGGGUAAGAACUCUGUAGCCUUCAUCAUGGUCAGUUUUCACUUCCACAAGCUGGUGGAGAAGAGUCUGCUGGGAUCUCCGGCCCGCCUGUACACUGAACCUGUGGAGAACUCCGACCCUGCGUUGGACCCAGAGGGCUACAGUGUUCACUUCGUCCUGCACAGCCCCGGAGCCGAGAUCCUGUCGGAGCACUUCAGCCAAGUCCAAUGCCGCACAGUUCUGUUGGAGCAUGAACUUCUGGAGAUGACGCUCAUCGACAGCUCCGUCCUGCCGCAGCACAAACUGCUGUCUGGAAGCAUCAAGCUGCCGUGGAAGAGCGAGAAGCUGGAGGGCGCCGUGGAGAACUGCUGCAUCAUGACGCUGACGGUGCUGAACGGAUUAGUGACGCCGCUCUGGUGUGUCAGCACGCCCAUCUUCAUCAGAAUGGCGAAGAGGCCGCUGUCCGCCAUGUACUGCGGCGAGCACUUCCAGAUGCACCACGACGGCCCCGGCGGUAAGGUGAAGAUGAAGCUGGUGUGGGUGAAGGAGCAGAAGCAGUUUUUCCUCAUCAGCCUCAUCAUCUACAUUUAAUUUCUCAGAGUCAGUUUGUGUUGAUUCUCUCGUGCAGAAACUUUGAGUUUCUCUACUUUUUGUUUGUUUCACUGAAUCAGCGAAGUCGUCAGAAAAGAGAAGAUGUUAAAAGCUCCAGAUGUUUCAGCUUCUUUUGUUUAAAAAUGACUCGAAGAGUUUGGACCUUUUUUCUAUAGAAAAA
Molecule: messenger RNA, 1663 nt
Organism: Limanda limanda (common dab)
Lineage: Eukaryota; Metazoa; Chordata; Actinopteri; Pleuronectiformes; Pleuronectidae
Product: F-box only protein 15-like
Exons: 10
Coding region: 1-1482 (493 amino acids)
Molecular function (GO): protein binding
Source: RefSeq, a predicted model, not a curated record